CCCCAUUUCCAUAUACGAAGAUCCUACUUAUACGACUUCUCUAUUACCCUUAAUCAGAGUGGCAGUCCCCGUAAUUAUCACCAGAUACGUGUCCUUUUUCAGGCUAUUUCCAUUUUCGGACAUUUCUGUUACGAAAAAAGUUUCAAUAUUGAGCUGCAGUUCAACAUGGUAAAUAAGCGGCCUUUUCUUGAGGAUACUUUCGAGGUUUCAAACAAGCAAUCAAGACAAGCAGAACCUAGCGAUCAAUGGGUUUUAUCUUCAGAACCUUUUUCUUCUGAAGAUGCUGCCCUGAUUUCUAAUGCUUCAGAUGAGGGCAGAUUCAUAAACGCUAAUGCCAAGUGUGAUGAAAAGCUUGCAAAUGCCAUUGGUACUAAACAACCAGGAAAUUCUGAGGACUUUGAAGCCAAUGUUUCCAGCUGCAUUGCCAUUUCUUCCUUGGGAACAUGUGGUUCUGUUGAAGAAGACUCAUGGCCAGAGGAACCACUUCACAUACCUUCAUUUGCAGAAUGUUUUAACCCUGAACGCUCAGUAAGGUUGUUAGCUCGUUUUGAAGAUAUCUAUUCUAUACUUUUGGAAUGUUGUCCGAGGAAAGCAGUUCUUGUUGGACCUAAUUACCAAGCAGAUAUUCCAGAAUGGGACUCAAUGGUUGCUAGGAAUACUUCUAAUGAGACAAAUGUAUCUGAAACUGCUGCUGUCAGAUAUGAGAAUGAACUGAUGGGUACUUGUAUCAUUCCAAUGCCUGCAUUGGAGUCUUCUGCAUAUGAUGACAAAGUUGGAAGGGGCAGAACUGAUUGCAGUUGUGAGGACAAGAAUUCUGUCAGGUGUGUCAGACAGCACAUUUUGGAAGCAAGAGAGGAACUUAGAAAAUCUCUUGGGCAUGAGAAAUUUGUAGAGCUUGGUUUCUGUGACAUGGGUGAGCUAGUGGCAGAGAAAUGGAGUGAGGAGGAGGAGGAGCUAUUCCACAAAGUUGUAUUCUCUAAUCCAGCAUCCUUGGGAAGGAAUUUCUGGGUCAGCCUUGCUUCUUUCUUCCCUUAUCGAUUCAAAGAGGAUAUUGUAAGUUAUUACUUCAAUGUAUUUGUGCUGCGGAAGAGGUCUGAGCAGAACAGAUGUGAAUCAAUGAGUAUCGAUAGUGAUAACGAUGAGUGGCAGGGUACUGAUGAUUCUGGCAACAAUGAAGAUGGGUUUUUAGGAGAAGAUGAGGACUCUGUUGUUGAAUCACUUGUAUGUCAAGAAGAUUUUGCUCAUAAUCAGAGCCAGGAAAAUGGCUUGUGUGUUUUUGAUGAGGAUGUUGCAGAUGAAACUUGUAAUAGUCAGUAUAUAGAUUCUGCUAGUGGUGCAGAUGCUAACAAAGUUUCAGAAAGAUAUUCCGGGAAGUUGUUUAGCAAAUGUGGUUCUGAUCCCAUGGCUCAGGUGCAUGAGAAAGCUCUCAAGGUUGCACAAGGAGAAGAAGAGGAGCGAGAGGUCCAAGAGUCUGCACAUCUUCUGAUACAGGGGCUGUGUCACUAGAAACACAGGCGAAUGCUGACAAUGGUGAUACUGGAAACCCUGUCAAUAGGUUAAACAAUGGUGGUAGCCAUGGAUAUGUUUUGGAACCAUGUGAUACUAAAGUUUGGGAUGCUGGAUAUCCGACUUGCCAAAAAAAUAAAAUUGACUUUUUACCCACAUGUAGUAUGAUUGAAGAGGUUUUUGGAGAUGGGUCAUGAAUAUUACAGAGCAAUAGAUGGAAAAAAACUUUGAGCAGUUUUGUCAUUACUAUUUUGCAGUGAAUGAAAGCACCUGCCAUCUGAGAUUUUCAUUCUGGAUAGGAAUUUUCCCUCUGUAGAUUGAAUUCUCAUCAAUGAACAGAAUUCCAUUUUUCCUUGUACAUUCACAUGUAAUAGAAACCUGUUUUCAUUGUAAUAUAGAGAAUUCUAGAAGGUGAUUGGUUUUCAAUUUUUAUUUUGGGGGGUGGGGGCACUUUAUAUGUAAUGCUAUCUUUUACCUUUUAUAGAAGCUCCACAAAGAGUCUGUAGUUGCCUCUUGCAUUGGAAUGAGCUGAUCUUCGGAAUAUAAACAGACUGGCAACUAGGAUCUCGUAUUUUUGUUUGUUUUGAACUUACUGUGCAUCAGUAUCCAUCGGUCUGUAAUUUUUCUGCUUUAUCAGUAAUUUAUUUUGUAACAUUCCAAAAUCUAUCAUCGUCCCAACUUCUAAUGUUGAAGUACAGGCAAAACAAUGGUGUCUAAAUGUCAGAGGUGAAGAACAUUGCCAGAUUUUUCUGUGUUUCACUGAGUUGUACAUAUUUCUAAUUUCUGGUUUUCCCUGAUUAAGUAAAAUA
Durio zibethinus is the source of this 2315-nucleotide messenger RNA. NCBI's taxonomy places the organism in Eukaryota, Viridiplantae, Streptophyta, Magnoliopsida, Malvales, Malvaceae. The record is from RefSeq and is a predicted model, not a curated record.